Striga hermonthica is the source of this 1288-nucleotide messenger RNA. The record is from the annotation of a GenBank genome assembly. Lineage: Eukaryota; Viridiplantae; Streptophyta; Magnoliopsida; Lamiales; Orobanchaceae.
AAGUCGCAAGAAGAUUGUCCCCGACAUGUCUCGACGUCGGGAAAUGUUAUCAUUGAAGCUGAUUCACCUUUGGCUCCAGAACUUACUGCGGAGGCACUCCCUGCUAAAGUAAAAAUCCCACAAAUUGGUAUGUAUGAUGGAACUUUGGAUCCAGAUGCGCAUUUAGGUCAUUAUACGUCGUGGAUGGAUUUGCACGGAGCCUCGGAUGCUUUAAGAUGUCGGAUGUUUUCCCUCACACUGGGGCCACGGGCACAAAAAUGGUAUUAUACUCUUCCACCUCAAUUUGGAAGUAGCAACAAUUACGUGCAGCUUUCCGAUCACACUUCAUCGGAGCUCAAGUUUGCCUUAUCCCAAAAGAAUCGAUCACUAAUAUCAUGCAAAAAAGCGCAAUAUCGGAACUACUCAAAAGGAUAUGAAAAUACUCCGAAAUCCAGAGCUGCCCGAGACCAAUAUGCCGACAACAUGAGGACAGGCUAUCAAACCAUUUAUUCGGCUGGAGCAUCCACAAUUUUUAAAGAACUGAAAGGAAAGGGAAUUAUUCAUGAUCCGAAACCAGUAAGAACUUCUGAAGACAAGCUGGAAAAAUCUCGAUAUUGUGCGUACCAUAAAUCUUCGGGACACAAUACCGAUGAAUGUCUCGGUCUCUUAUCGGCCCUUUUAUGUUUAAUUGGUCAGCCUCAACUUCAAAAGUUUAGAAAUUUUGACAAUCGCCGGAAAGGAAGGCCCGUGGAUCUUUCAGACGAAGAAGACGAUGAUAACCGACCCGUUAACCCGAAGAGAGUCUGGGCGAACGAUAAGGAAGGUUUUACGUUUUCUACCCUUGUCGGUACUUCGACCGACAACUGCAAAAAACCUAAAACACAUGACGCGUUGAACCCUUCUUACUGUAUACCCCGAGUAAAUUCUAAUACCAAGCAGUUGGAUACGUCUCGGCGAAAAGCUAAAUCCUAUGCUAGGGAAGCGCAAAAUGCCGGGAAACAAGUUGUGAACAUUGAUCUUCGAGAUACUAUUAACAAACGAAAUUGUCCUAUCACAUUCAGUAUCGAUAAUGCCAAUCUGUUCGCUCAUCCUCAUUCCGACGCCCUCAUUAUCACUGCUCCGAUUGGAGGAGUCCAUGUACACCGAAUUAUGGUUGAUACCGGAGCAUAUUCAAGUAUUUUGAUGUUUCGCACUUUCAAGAAAUUGGGUUUGGACCCUGCAGACAUUAGGCCCUGUAACGAUCAUAUUCAAGGUUUUAACAUAAGUAUUUCUUGUCCUAUCGGUGAAAUAUUACUCCCCAUACGAUUUG